AUGAGUACAAGCGAAACAACAACUAUGACAGCACCAAAUCCAGCUGCAGCACGUAUACCGAAAAAAACAGUAAAAGAUUUUAAGUUUAUUAAAGAAAUUGGUAGCGGAUCAUAUUCAACUGUUUUUCUUGCGAUUGAAUCAGGCACAAAUCGUGAAUUAGCGAUUAAAGCUGUUUCAAAAGAAUUAGUAACAAGAACAAAAAAAAUUAGUCAAGUCUUUCGAGAAAAAGAUAUUUUAGCUCUUCUUACUGAUUGUAGUUAUGCAGUUAAACUCUAUUGUACAUUUCAAGAUGAAAGAACUCUUUAUUUUGGUCUCACAUACUGUCCAAAUGGUGAUCUUCUUCAAUAUAUUACAGAUGCUGGUCAUCUUGAAGAAGAAGUUGUACGAUUUUAUGCAGCAGAAAUUAUUGAAGCACUUGAACAAUUACAUAAUCGACAUAUAGUUCAUCGUGAUCUCAAACCAGAAAAUAUACUUUUAACUGAUGAUAUGCAUAUACAAUUAACUGAUUUUGGUUCAGGUGUUAUUAUGGAUAAUAAUGAUUCUCCUCCACAAUCAAAUGGUACUAAAAAUGUGGAUGAAGAAAAAAAACCAAUAAAACGAACUAAUUCAUUUGUUGGUACCGCUCAAUUUGUAGCGCCAGAAAUACUCAAACGUGGUGCAAUUCAUGCUGGAUCUGAUUUAUGGUCAUUAGGUUGUAUUAUUUAUCAAAUGACUACUGGAAAACAUUUAUUCCGUGGAUAUCAUGAAUAUGAUAUUUACAAUGCAGUUGCUCGUGUGUCUUAUAAAUUACCUGAUGAUUUUCCUCCUCUCAUUACUGAUCUUGUUCAAAAUCUUGUACGUCUUGAACCAAGUGAACGACUUGGUAGUGCAGAAACAGGUGGAAUGGAGAAACUUAAAUCACAUGCAUUCUUUAGUCAGUUUUCUUAUGAUACAAAAUGGGGUACUCUGUUAAAUCAACGAUCACCACUUGAAACAAAAGUCAAACUUAGUUCAAGACCAAAACUUAGUAAUGAUGAGCUUGAAACAAUGUCAUCAGGUUUUGAUGAUCGUGUUGAAGCUCGUUUAAUUGGUUUACGUAUGGCUUCUGAUGCUCCAAAUGGGAUAGAUGCGAUAGUCACUGGCUCAUCAAAUAUUUCAUUAUCGAAUGAAACUUCAUCUUUGCACGAAACAGAUAAUCACAGUACAUUGUCCGAUCAAAGUAGUACAAAAUCUAUGUAUAAUUCUCCGUCAUCGAAUUCCUCUUUUAACAACAAUGCACCUGUAAUAGCUCGAAGAUUACAAAUGCCUGAUCAUGCUUUAUCAUUAUCUGAACAAGCUUCAAAAAAUGUUUAUCAUAAAUUUGUGCAAAAUAAUCUGAUUAUUAAACAAGGAAUUUUAGAUAAGAAAAAAGGUUUAUUUGCUAAACGACGAAUGUUUCUUAUUACUGAAGGACCUGCUAUUUUCUAUGUUGAUCCUGAUGCAAUGGAAUUAAAAGGAACGAUUUCAUGGACAGCUGAUUUACGUAUCGAACAAAAAGAUAUGAAAACAUUUCUUAUUCAUGUGCCAGGUCGAACAUAUUAUUUAACUGAUCCUGAUCAAGAUGCAAAUACUUGGUGUAAAAGUCUUAUAUCGAUUCAUUAUCGAUAUUAUAAUACAGAUCCAAAUCGAAAACUAUCGACAACGACAUCAUAUUCAUCAUCAUCAUCAUCAUCAUCUGCAAUGCAGACUAUUGUUCCGGUGACUGAACUUUAA
Adineta steineri is the source of this 1731-nucleotide messenger RNA. The record is from the annotation of a GenBank genome assembly. Lineage: Eukaryota; Metazoa; Rotifera; Eurotatoria; Adinetida; Adinetidae.